Molecule: messenger RNA, 1981 nt
Organism: Oryza sativa Japonica Group (Japanese rice)
Lineage: Eukaryota; Viridiplantae; Streptophyta; Magnoliopsida; Poales; Poaceae
Source: RefSeq, a predicted model, not a curated record
AACAGAGUUGGGUAUCCUGUAUACAGCAGUUGUCCCCAAGGAAGCAACUCUCCAUCACAUCACAUCGCGGAAUCUAAAAAAGAAUUCAUCAAUCCUCCAUUUUCUAAAAGAAAAGGAAAGAAUUCAUCAAUUCUGCCCUGCCGCAGCUGCGUCCUAUAAAUACCCUACACGCGUAGCCAUCUUCUGCAAUCAUCAAAACACCUGUAAUCAUCUUCUGAAUUCAUCAAUUCAGAGUUCAGAGCAGAGUGUCCCUGCUUCUGUGCAGAGGAGAGAGAUCGAGCUAUAGAGCUAGCCUGGCUGCUGCCAUGGCGACCGGACGACGCCUCUCCAUGAUCCUCCUCCUCCUCCUUCUCGGCUUGGCUUCCGGCGACAAGAUUCUCUUCCAGGGGUUCAACUGGGAGUCGUGGAGGCAGAGCGGAGGGUGGUACAACCUGCUGAUGGGGAAGGUCGACGACAUCGUCGCCGCCGGCGUCACGCACGUCUGGCUGCCGCCGCCGUCGCACUCCGUCUCCACGCAAGGGUACAUGCCUGGGCGGCUGUACGACUUGGAUGCGUCUAGGUACGGCACGUCGAUGGAGUUGAAGUCGUUGAUCAGCGCGCUCCACGGCAAGGGCAUUCAGGCGAUCGCUGACGUGGUGAUCAACCACCGCUGCGCCGACUACAAGGACAGCCGCGGCAUCUACUGCAUCUUUGAGGGCGGCACACCUGACGGCCGCCUCGACUGGGGCCCCCACAUGAUCUGCCGCGAUGAUACCCAGUUCUCCGACGGCACAGGCAACCUCGACACCGGCGCCGACUUCGCCGCUGCCCCCGACAUUGACCACCUCAAUGGUGUCGUCCAGCGGGAGCUCACCGACUGGCUCCUCUGGCUCAAGUCUGACGAGGUUGGCUUCGAUGCGUGGCGGCUCGACUUCGCAAGGGGGUACUCGCCGGAGGUGGCCAAGGUGUACAUUGAGGGGACAACGCCGGUGGGGUUGGCGGUGGCGGAGCUGUGGGACUCGAUGGCGUACGGCGGAGACGGGAAGCCGGAGUACAAUCAGGACGCACACCGGCAGGCGUUGGUGGACUGGGUGGACAGGGUGGGUGGGACGGCGUCGGCGGGGAUGGUGUUCGACUUCACGACGAAGGGGAUCAUGAACACGGCGGUGGAGGGGGAGCUGUGGCGGCUGAUCGACCAGCAGGGGAAGGCACCGGGGGUGAUCGGGUGGUGGCCGGCAAAGGCUGUCACCUUCGUCGACAACCACGACACUGGCUCGACGCAACAGAUGUGGCCAUUCCCCUCCGACAAGGUCAUGCAGGGCUACGCCUACAUCCUCACCCAUCCCGGCAACCCAUGCAUCUUCUACGACCAUUUCUUCGAUUGGGGGUUAAAGGAGCAGAUCGCGGCGCUGGUGGCGGUGAGGCAGCGGAACGGCGUGACGGCGACGAGCUCGCUCAAGAUCAUGCUGCACGACGCCGACGCCUACGUCGCCGAGAUCGACGGCAAGGUGGUGAUGAAGAUCGGCUCCCGCUACGACGUCUCCAGCCUCAUCCCGCCCGGCUUCCACCUCGCCGCCCACGGCAACGGCUACGCCGUCUGGGAGAAAAUCGCCGCCGCCGCCGCCGCCGCCGAUCAUCGCACCUCUUCCAGCGCAUCGCUCUGAUUGAUUAGCGAUAUGAUGCUUGUGUGCCACCUCUUAUGUUUUACUUCUGCUGUAUAUGGAACAGGCUCUUCUACCUUUAAAGGUACGUACUUUCGUCACUGAUAUGUGGGAUCGAUAAACCAUGGGUCUAACUGUUAGUGAUAAAGCCAUGAUGACUUUGAAGAUAUAGGAUUUCAAUCCCUGUAUAUAGAUAAGUACAUAUGUAAUAUACAUACGCAUGAUUAGUGACAUAUAUAUACACUACAUUGCCUUGGCUGUGAUCGACCGUCGGUAUUGGCUGGAGAUGUAAACCAUUUAUAUUAUCUUAAGAGAAAAAUAUAUACACAGUUAACCGAGCA